Lytechinus pictus (painted urchin) is the source of this 5987-nucleotide messenger RNA. RefSeq names its product integrin beta-1-A-like. The transcript has 23 exons. Gene Ontology annotation, cellular component: integrin complex; focal adhesion; cell surface. Gene Ontology annotation, biological process: cell migration; integrin-mediated signaling pathway; cell-matrix adhesion. Gene Ontology annotation, molecular function: integrin binding. NCBI's taxonomy places the organism in Eukaryota, Metazoa, Echinodermata, Echinoidea, Temnopleuroida, Toxopneustidae. The coding region runs from base 184 to 2598 and encodes 804 amino acids. The record is from RefSeq and is a predicted model, not a curated record.
UAUUGUACAGGUUGGAACUGAGUAGGCACUGGGCAGCCCUGUCACACUUUUCGCAGUUCGACGAGGGAACGCUGCGGGUAAUCCGCGGUGAGGGUUUCUUCUCGGGAGAUUGGCUUCGAGACACGGUGGAGAAGAGCAGAGGACACAUUUCCAUAGUAACGUGGUGGUGAUAGAUCGUUCACGAUGGCGUCAGUUAGAUUACCACACAGGACGAUGCGUCUUGAAACUUCGCUCUUUUUUCUUCUCACAUUCGUCCUUGGAAUUUUCACAGUACAUUCAAAUGAAGCACUCAGUUCGAUGUGUAAUGGUGCACAGACGUGUGGAGAGUGUAUAUCAGUAAACCCAGAAUGCACGUGGUGUACUCAAGCGACCUUCGAAGGACGAAGAUGCGAUCUUGAAAACGUCUUACAGGACGCUGGUUGCACCAACAUCACCAAUCCCGUCGCUUCUAAAGUGGCGACACAAAACGAUCCUCUAACCGAACCUAAUACCAAUACCAAUCCAGAAGACAUUGUUCAAGUUAAACCACAGAGAAUGAAGAUACAGGUUCGACCAAAGGAGCCUAUUACAAUACAGUUGUACGUACGCCAAGCUGAGGACUAUCCUGUAGAUCUUUACUACGCUAUGGACCUUAGUCACUCCAUGAAGGAUGAUUUAAACGCCCUCAAGGGUUUGGCAACAACCUUAUCUCAAGAAUUGAGUUCCAUAACCACGGAUUUCCAGCUUGGCUUUGGGUCAUUUGUGGAUAAAACUGUUCUUCCCUAUGUGAGCACUGUACCUGCAAGACUAAUAUCACCAUGUUCUGGAUGUGCAAGUCCACAUGGAUUCCACAAUGUUCUACCACUGAAUGACAAUUCAACACUCUUUGCUAGUCGUAUCCAGAGCACAACAGUGUCUGGUAACUUGGACACACCCGAAGGAGGUUUUGAUGCUUUGAUGCAGAUCGCUGUUUGUAAGGAUGCCAUUGGUUGGAGGGAUAAAGCUCGUCAUCUUGUCAUCUUUACAACAGAUGCUUCUUUCCAUUUUGCAGGAGAUGGAAGACUGGGAGGUAUUGUUGAACCUAACGAUGGACAGUGCCAUAUGGAUAGCAGUACAAACAUGUACAGCUAUAGUACCUUACAGGAUUACCCCUCUAUUGGACACCUCAGUGCCAAACUAAGAGAAAACAACGUCAUACCAAUUUUUGCUGUCACCAGCGACCAAACCCAAUUGUAUGCAAAUCUUCAGACAUACAUUGAGGGUGCAACUGUUGGUACUCUUGACAGUGAUUCUGGGAAUGUUGUUGAGCUCAUCAGAGACAAUUACAAUCAAAUCACAUCCCAAGUGCGACUGACAUCAACGGCUCCUGAUGAUGUGACAUUGUCCUAUCGAGCAAACUGCAUACAUGAAACAGUUGAGGAUAGCAGCGAGUGUUCUGGGCUGCAGUUAGGUGACACAGUAUCGUUUGAUAUCACCAUUACAGCUGAGAGGUGUCUUGAAGGUGGCAUGACAAGUUUUGAUAUUGGACCAGUAGGAUUCAGUGAGCAGCUUCAGAUUGAACUAGAGGUUACAUGUGAGUGUGACUGCCAGGAUAUUAGGGAAAUGAACAGCCCUGAUUGCAGUGGGGGCAAUGGGACAUUGAUAUGCGGUGAGUGUGAAUGCAACCAAGGCCGGUAUGGUAGCAAGUGCGAAUGCAGCGGUAAUGAAAUCAACAUGGAUAGCACUGAUCCGUCACCUUGUAGAACCGAUAACACAACAAGAACAUGUUCUGGACGAGGAGAAUGUAUCUGUGGGAAAUGCGUCUGUGAUAACACUGGGAAUCCUGGGGAGGUGAUCUCUGGACAGUUUUGUGAAUGUGAUAACUUUAACUGUCCCUACAGCCGUGGACUCAGAUGUGGAGGGCCUGAUCAAGGGACUUGUGUCUGUGACAUAGCUACAAGACAACCCAAGUGCGAGUGUAAAUCGGGUUAUGAGGGUGAUAGCUGUGAUUGUCCAACCCGGAAAGAUAUGUGUCGGGCUAGCAAUGGGUUGGAAUGCAAUGCCCAUGGAACAUGUGUGUGCGGUGCUUGUGAGUGUUUCGCAGACUCGCAGUUUCAAGGAAAAACAUGCGAGAAGUGCCCUACGUGUCCACUAGGAAUUUGCCACAUACACCGAGACUGUGUAGAGUGUACUGUGUUUCAAUCAGGAAGACUAACACCUGAACAGUGUAGCAUGUGUAAUUUCAAUAUUGUGAAUGUUACAAGUAUUGAAGAAUAUACCAAUGACAAUCUGAAAUGUAGCUUUGAUUUCAAUAACAGCUGCACUUUUGACUUUGUUGUAGUCAAGGAAAAUGAAACACUCACCGUAUACGUCAACCAAGAGGAAAGUUGCAUCGUCCCCGUGAAAGGGCCCAUUCUUACGGGAGAAGAGAUCAGGUGGAUUGUUAUCGGUAUCAUUCUCGGUAUUGUCCUCAUCGGCAUGAUCCUUGUCUUCGCCUGGAGGUUAUACACGUAUGUCCAAGAUAAGAGAGAAUAUGCCCAAUGGGAGAAUGAAUGCAAGAAAGCCCAGUGGGAUCAGAGUGAUAACCCCAUCUACAAGUCAUCCACAACGACAUUCAAGAACCCAACAUAUGGAAAAUAACGUACACUCUUAUAUCUGCAAUGGGAUACCAGUCUCCUUAUUUAUUUAACUGGCUAUGUUACAAGAUAGUGUACUCGCGCUGAAAACGGGUAUAAGCCAAGACAUGUGCUAUUACUGAAUCUGUAUCUUGUUUAUUCUUUCCUUUAUUUACAGAGGAAAAAUCCCCUCUUCCAGUCGUCUUCAACCAGGUUUGAAAACCCAAUGUUUGGGCAAUAAUAAUAACAAAAGAAUGGUUGCUUUGGGGAAAAUAUAAAUUGCUUACAGCAUAACAUGAUAUAAAUGUACGAGUAUAAAGACUUUAACUAUUUCUCGUUUCUAUCUCUGCAUUUGUUACCCUCCAGAAUAUCAGUGCUAUCUAUCUUCCUCCGAUAUCUCGCUUUGAUAAUCCGAUGAAUCAGAAAAAUUAGCAAAUGGCUUUUUGGAAUGGAAAAUAUUUUUCUUGGUAUGCGUGAUGUGGUAACUAUUUUCCAAUUCUUGUUUCACAAUCUGCUCUCUUUAGUCAAUGAACACAUUUAAGCACAUACAUACAACUCAUGUGACUAAUUCUCAUUUUGUUUUACAAGUCACUCGACGAGAAUAUGCACUAUAUGAUGCACCUUGGGGAUGUAUGAUCCUCAUUUGUCGCCUGACAAGUUGAAUGAUUUGGCAGCUUCUGAUUGGCUGAGAAACAGUUGUCUGAAUGUUACCAUGGUAACUGUUGACAACUUGUCAAUUCUGGCUACUUUUGUAUUAAACACUCCACAUGUAUAUGUUUCAUCAUCCUUCUUUUCAAAGUGUAUGAACUAUUAAAGGUCACGUCAAAUAAAAUGAGACAGGAUUGUCUUAAACAAAUCGACAAAAGUUAAAUGUCUACUAAACGGAUGAUGUUGGAUUUUCUUAUAAAAAAACAACAUUAGUUACACAGCUGAUACCUUUCACUACCUAACACUUAAUACUUCCAGUUAAUGGUGAAGGUCACUUUUAAAAUCUUACCUAUGCACUUGUUCAAACAUUAGAAAUAAUAUUAUGAUAUAUAUAGGGAUAAUAUCACUCUUGCUUUCUUCAUAUUGGUGCAAAUCUGUCGCUGUUUUUACUAUAUUUAAAUGAGAACUUGGUGUAAAGUUGCAUUUAACGGCUUGUAAACAUUUUAAAGCAAAUAGGACAGAUAUUUGAAAUUACUCUUUUUCAAUAAAUGCUUUAGUUUUAGGACAGAAAAUAUCACACCGAAUUAAGCUUCUUUUUAAUGUAACAUAUCAUAAAGCAUUCCUGCAUUUGAAAGAGUUAUAAUGCCUUGUCUGAAAGCAGUUGGCUUUGUAUCCUCUUUGAUGGUGUGUUCUGAAUUUUAAAUUUCUUUUGCCCGUAUUCUGAAAGCAGGUUUAACUUAAACUCAGGUUUAAAGUUGUGGUUUAAGUAUGGAUAGCCAAUUGUUACAUAAAUCACUAACAGUAGAGAUAUCAUAUUUCAGCUCAUUUGGCUCUCAAAUCAUUCAUAAUUGUCUCCACCAUCGAUAAAUCAGGAAAGAGCACAGUAAACAUAAGAAACAUACAAGUUAAUGAUAAUUUUGAUACUUUUGGCUUUCCGUAGUUAAACCACAACUUUAAACCUGAGUUUAAGUUAAACCCGUCUUCAGAUUAUGGGCCUCUGUCUGACAAUGAUUUGCUUGAAGAAAUACACAAUGCAUUCUAAAUGUUACUGACGUGCUUGAACCCCAUGUGGUUAUGAUUAGGCAAUGGGUUUCGGGUACUAACUCAUAAUGCACAUUUCUUACCAGUGUAAGGUUACAAAACAUCUCAUCAUUAGCUUUUAAAUGAUUUGAUUUAAUCAUAUUCUCUAGAUGGAACAUUGAUUGGGGAAUUAUUUUUUACUACUUUCACAAUCCCGCCCCCCCCCCCUAUUGAAGGUGGCUCUCUUCAUUAAUAUAUACAAAUAAUAUACAUCAGUGCAGGGCAUUGGUAAGGAUUGAGCACACGUGGGACCUUUGGAACAGUUCUAAUUUCCCUGAGUCAUAGCCGAGGGCGUUUGGACUAUUUCAAAGGUAACAUGUGUUUGUAAUUAUUUCAACACACUUGCAAAAUGAUGUGCAUUAUUUGUUUUAUAAAAUAGUGAUGUGGAUCCUUGUUACAUGGUAAUCUAUCCUCAUCUCAAAACCAUGACUGGUCAAUAGAACUAGUCAUUAGUACCAGACAUUUAGCAACGUUUCCAGUCAGCUGAAAUAAAUGACUUGUCACAUGAUCAAGUUCAGCCAAUCAUUUGAUGAGGAUCCAUAUCACCAUUUCAUGACAUUAUUGCUGACACUUAAUGAUGAUAUGCACUGUUCAAGCUCGUGUGUCCAAAUUUCAUCAUCAUGAUCAAAUUCCAAAUGUGCACAAAGAUAUCUUACCGUGUAACCAUCAUUCUUUUAAAAAAGAAAAAGACUACAGCAUUUUCAUAUUUCACAUCAGAUUUAGUUUCAACAUUCACAUGUCUUUACUCCAACUUCCAUCAAGCAGAAUUAGUUAUACCUUUUCACACUCACAUGCCUACUGUAGAUAGAGUAAUGCACAAAUAGCUCUUGACUAAGUCUGCAUUCAUCGUUGGUACAUUAUCGUCAUGGUAACAUGAUUUUAUGGCUGCAGUAUCACUCUGAAUAUGUGCGUCAAAUUAUUAGUGACACACAAUCAGAUUUUUUGUGCCUUUUAUACAGUUUACAUUGUGUAAUUUAAUUAAACUUGCAAUGCCAUCGCGUGUAUCAUGGUUGAACAAAAUUGUUUUAAUGUGUAAUGCAAAUGCAUUUGUUAUGAUAGUCCAAAUAAGAAACUGCACAUAUGGUAAUGUGUUUUGUAUCGUAUUGUAAAAGCACUGUAAACUUCUUUUAUUGCUAUUGUGAUAUUGCAUCAUUAGCAAAUGUUAAUUAACUUUCUAUCACUUUUUGUAAAACAGAAUUACCUAGAACUCUUCAAAUUGAAUGUGGUAUGGUUUCUUUCCGUAAAGACUUGUAAAUCUGUAUAUAGUUAUAAACCAUCAUAUUGAUUAUAUGUGUUUGCUAGGAUUAUUAUAAUCAGUAAUUAGUACAUUUCCCUACAGUGUAAUUAUAAAUUACUCAUUGCUUUGGCCUAUUAAGGGGCCAUAUGAAAUGAAUAGAGCUUGAGUUGGUCUUUCGUAUUUUUCUAUCAAUAUAUGAAAUUAGUGGCUGAACUGUAGUCUAAUUGGUGUAAUUGUGUAGAUAAUUUUGAAUGAUAAUUAUGAUAUUGUAUUUUUUCAAUUAGUUUAUUACAGCGUGUUGGUUUGCACGUUGAGAUCGUAGAGUUGUAAGAAAUUGUUUUUUACAUGGAACACAAAAAGUACUAUUUGUAGAUUUUCAAAGUUCAAAGAAUUAUUAUUGUAUUUUGCGUGAGUGGUGUAAGGUUGUGCAUUCAUGAGGAAUAUACACG